CUAUCACCGCCAUGCUCGCCACCCUCCUCCCCGCCGUCCUCCUCCUCGCCGCCCAGUCAGUCGCAGCCCGCACCUGCUACAACGGCUACGGCCGUCAGUACCGCUGCAGUGGCCUAUCUUAUGGUGCCAGAAUCGGCAUAGGAAUCGGAAUCGCCGCUGGUGUCCUCUUGCUCUUCUCUCUUUGUGGUUUCUGGCGUCGCCGCCAACUGCGAAGCCAGUUCUCCAAGUACAAGCCCCCAGCUCUCCCCUACAAUGGCCAGCAACAGGCGCCCCAGGGUCAGAACCCGUACCAAAACAACCCGCCUCCUCCUACUUGGAACAACAAUGCUCCUGCUCCCCCUCCUGCCACCUACCAGCCGGGCUCGGCCGGCGCUUAUGGCGCUAGCACGACCGGUGCCGAGGGCCACGAGCACGGAUACGAGUGGGAGCAGGCUAGGCAGCAGGAGGAAGAGGAGAGGAGGAACAAGACCUCUGGUACCAAUGAACCUGCUCCUCCCGGUUAUGACAUUGCCACUAGCACCCACAACACUGGCAAUGCUGGCACCACCACAUACGCUCCCCCUGCUGGGCCUCCUCCCGGCAAGUAGAGUCAUCGUGUAAAGACAUGAUAACAUCUCGAGGUAUCAUUAGAAAACUGAGUGGAAAGAAUUGAUCAGAAGUCACAUAUAAUUUAUACACGUUCUCAAUGUCAUUCAUCUUGUACUAUGAUAUGCACCUUAUAACUGCCUUGCGCCGCUUCGAUCGGUGACAGACUCGCCACGAGGGUAUGUGUUGGGUGGUGUGCUUGAACACUGCCAGCGUGUCCUCCUUUCUUCGCUUAUCGCCUAUCUCUUAUCGUACACUGUACUCUCUGCCAG
Molecule: messenger RNA, 857 nt
Organism: Cryptococcus amylolentus CBS 6039
Lineage: Eukaryota; Fungi; Basidiomycota; Tremellomycetes; Tremellales; Cryptococcaceae
Exons: 4
Coding region: 12-587 (191 amino acids)
Source: RefSeq, a predicted model, not a curated record